AUGUUCAGAUUUCAGUGUCGUUGGCACCCCGUUUCGUCCGUACUAACUUCCAGUUCACCCCAACUCGCUCCCUUACCUUCCUCCCUCCAAAUGCAGCGGGACUCCAUGGAAACAAAUGCAGAUCCUGCAGCGAAUGCGAAUGCGAAUGCGGAGGAGCGCUUCUGCUGGAUCUGCCUCGCCUCGGAGGAAGAGAACCGCAGGGCCAGCUGGGUGCGGCCGUGCCGCUGCAGCGGCACCACCAAGUGGGUGCACCAGAGCUGCCUGCACCGCUGGAUCGACCAGAAGCAGCAGGGCAACCCCCGCCGCCCGGUGGCCUGCCAGCAGUGCCGCACGGAGUACCUGCUCGUCUACCCGCCGAUGAGCCCGCCGGCCGCGGCCCUCGAGUGGCUGGAGCUGGCCGCGCGGCGGAGCUGCCCCUUCCUGGCGGCGGGCGUGCUCGGCUGCUGCCUCUACUGGACGGCGGUCACCUACGGAGCCGUCACCGUGGUGCGGCUGGUGGGCCAGCGGCGCGCCCUCGAGCUCAUGGAGAGCGACCUGCUGCUGCUGGUGGGCCUGCCGCUCAUCCCGGUGGGCCUGGUCCUCGCGGGCCUCCUCCGCUGGGAGGACGCCGUCCUGCGGCUCCUGCGCGGCGGGCACGAGCUGCUCCGCAAGCUGCCCUUCCUCCGCCGGGCGGAGGAGCCUCCGAGCGGGCACGGCUCGAGCAGCUCCUCGGACAGCCUGCCGCCCAUCCAGAACCUGGCCGCCUCCAGCGGGCCGCUGCACAUCGAGCGGGUCCUCUGCGGAGCGGUGCUCCUGCCGCCGGCGGCCACCGCGGUGGGCGACCUGCUCUUCGGCUCCCUGGAGGACCCGCUGCGGCGCGCCCUGCUCGGCGCCGUCUGCUUCGUGGGGACGAAGGGCCUGCUCAAGGUCUACCUGCGGCAGAAGCUGUUCCUGCGCCGCAGGAGGCGCCGCAUCGCCGACUUCACCGAGGAGAACGUGCGGCUGCACAUGGGCGGUCGGGUGCGGGAGGCACCGCCGUUCCCGGGAGAACCCAAUCCGCCUAGGGAAUGAUCUGCAUGACUAGUGGCACCCCGUCGAAAUCCCCCUGUGGUCAAUAAAAUUCAAGUGCAAGUAUCGCAAGCAUAACGAA
Molecule: messenger RNA, 1129 nt
Organism: Drosophila ficusphila
Lineage: Eukaryota; Metazoa; Arthropoda; Insecta; Diptera; Drosophilidae
Product: E3 ubiquitin-protein ligase MARCHF5
Molecular function (GO): zinc ion binding
Source: RefSeq, a predicted model, not a curated record